AUGGCUCGAACCAAGCAGACCGCUCGCACAUCCACUGGUGUGAAAGCCCCCCAUGAACAGCUGCCCACCAAAGCGGCCAGGAAGAGCGCUCCCUCUACCGGCGGGGUGAAGAAACCUCAUCGCUACAGGCCCCGCACCGUGGCGCUCAGAGAGAUGCGUCGUUACCAGAAAUCCACUGAGCUGCUUAUCCCUAAGCUGCCUUUCCAGAGGUUGGUGAGGGACAUCGCCCAGGAUUUCAAAACCGACUUGAGGUUUCAGAGUGCGGCCAUUGGUGCGCUUCAGGAGGCGAGUGAAGCGUACCUGGUGGGUUUGUUUGAAGAUACUCAUCUGUGUGCCAUCCACGCUAAGAGAGUCACCAUCAUGCCCAAAGACAUCCAGUUGGCUCGCUGGAUACGGGGAGAGAGCUGA
Molecule: messenger RNA, 408 nt
Organism: Otolemur garnettii (small-eared galago)
Lineage: Eukaryota; Metazoa; Chordata; Mammalia; Primates; Galagidae
Product: histone H3.3-like
Exons: 1
Coding region: 1-408 (135 amino acids)
Cellular component (GO): nucleosome
Molecular function (GO): DNA binding; structural constituent of chromatin; protein heterodimerization activity
Source: RefSeq, a predicted model, not a curated record